UGGUUAGCACAGCUAUCUACGGGUCCUCUGGAAAGUGUGACGCAUCCUAUGCGUCGUCGCGGACAGCGCGAUUUCGGCCCAACGCAUUGACAUCACCGAAUGAUCAUAGCUCUCUCUAUACGUGAUCUUGGUCCCAGGGCGCGAGAGCGAGUGCAGCGUAUGAACGAGGCAUGUAUCUGCGCUUCAUUGUCAGGCGCGAGAAUGCGCGUGCAUAGCGAUAACUUGCAUCGCAAGUAUCUAACAGCACAGAUACGGCUGCCAGAAAGCACUAAAGCAUGAAAAUGGGAAGCCAUCUCGGCCGGCCGGCCGAGAUCACGAAGAUGACGAGAAGCCGUAUCCAUGCAUAUCGUCUAUCGCAAAGAUACACAGCUGCGAGCGUGAUAGCGACGCCGACCUCGCUCCACCCACGCCCCACCCACCACGACCAACAUAACGAAGCGAAGCGCUAAGUACUCCGGCUACGUUCAGAGCUUGGAUAGCUGGGCUCAGGGGCUAAGUUGCGUAUCUAUAUAUAUAACUAGGCUCCUCAGAGGCAUAGGAGGCAAAAGACAUGACACCAGGUCGGGAUGGGCCGGCGUGUAGUAAUCAACUCUGUCCUCGCUCACGCUUCAAUGCAGGGGCGGGACGUCAACUCCGCAACCAACAUCCGGCACGCGCUGGUGGAAAUGCUGCUGGGGCACAAGCGACCUGCAUCACUACAGCCUGGCGGCGGCGGCGGCGGCGGCGGCGGCGGCGGCAGCGGCGGCGGCGGCAGCGGCAGCGGCGGCGGCGGCAGCGGCGGCGGCGGCGGCGGCAGCGGCGGCGGCGGCAGCGGCAGCGGCGGCGGCGCGUGCGCGCAUCUUGGUAGCGGAGGGGGCGGGAAAGGCCACGUGGAGGAGGAGAGCGCAGCGCCACCCAAGAAGCGGCGCAAGCGCGCAGGCUGAGGAGCCGGCUGGCGGUGUCUAGGUAGCAGUCCUCGGUGGGGCUGGCAGGGGGCAUGCGUUGCGGCAUGACAAGUAGUGCGGCUGUUGACAACUGUGCUACGUCUGGCUGCGGUUGGCUCUGCUGUGGCAUCGUGAUUGCUAGGCACCCAGUUUGGCUAUGUGCCUGUGGAAACCGACCCCGGCUAUGUCCGGGCGAUGAGGUUGUUCGGCCUCAGACUGUGGAGGGGCUCAGCCCCUUUUCCCGUGACCGGGGAACACUUGUCAUACCAGGACAAACACGGCAACUGCAUACAAUCCAGUGCAAGUGCCCCCUGAAAGCUCAGUGAAGGCUGAACGCCCUGAGCCCUAGCAAUCUGUAACACGCGAGUGAG
This is a messenger RNA of Chlamydomonas reinhardtii, 1294 nucleotides long. RefSeq lists its product as uncharacterized. The record is from RefSeq and is a predicted model, not a curated record. NCBI's taxonomy places the organism in Eukaryota, Viridiplantae, Chlorophyta, Chlorophyceae, Chlamydomonadales, Chlamydomonadaceae. The coding region runs from base 567 to 923 and encodes 118 amino acids. The transcript has 2 exons.